UAAACUCACACGUAAUAUGGAUGAAAGACAAAAAAUUUCGUGGUUCUACAUUUGUGUAUAUUCAAAAAAAAUCAAUGGUUAUCGAAAUUUCUUAAAUAAACGUUGGCUUUAGAAACAAGGAAAAAUCAAGUUCGUUUUGUUUUAUUGGUUGAUAAAAGGUAAAAUGAAGAGGGAGAAUAAGCGGUGCAUCUUCAUUAGCCAAUUUUAUCUUUGGUUUUUCUAUCCACUUUGUUUGUGAUGCAAGAACUUAGCAAUCCACAUGCUAAGAAUAGUAGCGGUUUCAAAAUGGAGGAUGGAAAAUCCCUACGCAAAAUUACAAAACCUUCUUUCUGGGUUCUUUUUCUCUCGCAAUCUCCCAUUAUUCAAGGAACAACAUAAAAAAACAAACACCCAUAUGGAACCAACUGUUACAACCUUCCGGUUCAUGUUGGAUGUUGGAGACAGAUUAAAACAACUUUUCAACAAUUAGUUUCUUUCCAUUUCUAUAUAAACUCUCUAAUCCUCCUCUUCCACCUCUUACAAACACCUCACUCCCUCUUCUAAAUUAAAAAUAUUGGCAUCAUCAUGGGUAACAGACAAGUAUAUUUGGCCAUAAUUAUAGCAUGGCUUACUUUGUUUGAAGGAAACAUGAUGCUUGUUAAUGGUGAUUUGAAUUACAAGGAGGCUCUCACCAAAUCCCUUAUCUUCCUCGAGGCACAACGAUCAGGGAAACUUCCCUCGAGUAACAGGGUGCCAUGGAGAGGAGACUCAGGACUCGACGAUGGAAAACUCGUCAACGUGGACCUUGUCGGGGGAUACUAUGAUGCCGGGGACAACGUGAAAUAUGGUCUCCCCAUGGCGUUCACCGUUACUACGCUGGCAUGGGCUGCUAUUUUUUACAAGGAAGAAUUUAAAGAAGCAAAAGAGCAUGAUCAUCUUCUCGCUGCCAUUCGUUGGGGCACUGAUUAUUUUCUGAAAUGUAGUUCUCGACGCAAGAGAUUAUACGUAGAGGUAGGGGACGCGGAAGAGGAUCACAAGUGUUGGAUGCCACCGGAAUAUAUGAAGACAAAGAGAACGGUUAAGAAGAUCGGUGACGGUACGGCCGGGAGUGAAAUCGCAGCUGAAACUGCAGCUGCAAUGGCAGCUUCUUCCAUCGUUUUCAGACCCAAAAAUCGCAAAUAUGCUCGCACUCUUCUCAACAAAGCUAAAACGCUUUUCCAUAUGGCCAAAUCCCAUAAAGGAACCUACGAUGGAGAGUGUCCCUUCUACUGCUCUUAUUCCGGCUACAAUGACGAAAUGAUGUGGGCAGCAACAUGGCUAUACAUGGCUACGAGGAAGUCAACGUAUUUGAAGUACAUAUUAGAAGAUUCCAAGAGUGCUAGUGUAGCAGAAUUUAGUUGGGACCUUAAAUAUGCUGGAGCCCAAGUCCUUCUUAGCCAGUUAUAUUUCGAGGGUGAAAAGAAGUUCGAAAAAUUCAAAAACCAUGCAGAAAGUUUCAUGUGCUCUGUCCUUCCAGAGAGUCCCUACAACCAGAUUACAAUGUCUCCUGGUGGCUAUAUUCAUUUAAGAAACGGAGCGAACUCGCAGUAUGCAACUAGCAGCGCUUACUUGUUCAUUGUAUACAGUGACUUGCUUGCGAAAUAUAAAGGCAAAAUUGUUUGUGGUGAAAAAUCGUUUGACUCUUCGCAUCUCUUAUCUUUCGCUAAGAAACAAAUGGAUUACAUUCUAGGGAAAAACCCACUAGGAAGAUCGUACAUGGUAGGAUUUGGAAAGAACCCACCAACGCAACCUCACCAUAGAGGUGCUUCGGUGCCAACACUGAAAAAGGGUGAAGAAAAUGUGCCUUGUGGCCUCACCUUCACAAAAUGGUUUCUGAUAGAUGCACCUAACCCUCAUGAACUCACUGGUGCCAUUGUGGGUGGAGCUGAUCGAGAAGACAAGUUCAAGGACAAACGUUGGGAGUCACCCUACACUGAACCAUGCACCUACGUUAAUUCCCUAGCUGCUGGAGUUCUUGCAAGGCUUGCAUCUUUGUACUGAUUUUCAUCUUAUUCUUUCCAAAUUUUGUAUUUAGAUUGUUACCUGUGAUUAAUUACUUACCUCUGUAAAGUCUCUUAAUUUAGCAUGUCAGAUUAAUGAGCUUCUACCUUGCUCCACUAAAUAAUGGAUGAUGAAUAAGAAUUAGGAAACAUAGAUCAGCCACGAAUGAUGUAUUAUGUAUUAGCUUUAAGAAUUAUGUCAAACCCUUCUUUCUCAUUUCCUUAAUUUGUGUGAUUUUCUCAAGAAAAUAAAUUGUACACAUGUUCUUCAAAUAAUCAAUCUCA
Molecule: messenger RNA, 2303 nt
Organism: Vigna unguiculata (cowpea)
Lineage: Eukaryota; Viridiplantae; Streptophyta; Magnoliopsida; Fabales; Fabaceae
Gene: GH9A4
Product: glycosyl hydrolase 9A4
Biological process (GO): carbohydrate metabolic process
Molecular function (GO): hydrolase activity, hydrolyzing O-glycosyl compounds
Source: RefSeq, a predicted model, not a curated record